AUGCACCAAGACUACGAUUAUUACACUGCUCAGGAUUACUUGAGGCCACCGUACAUGCGCUAUGGGCCAUUCGAGAUUUUAACGUUUUUUAUGAGCUGCGCCGUUGGGGUGGCCAUACUGUUUAGUUGCUCAUGCGCCGUUGGCUACCUUGCUGAACUGGCGGAGGAAUUUCCAACGCGUGCGAAGAAAAUUCUUCACGCUAUGGCAAUUGGCGUUUUAUCGGUGCAUGUGCUCAUCCUUGUCAUAGACCAACUUAGUUUUUGGCGUUCCCUUGUGAGCAUCAUAACAAAUGUUUUGUACCUGCGGCUUCUAACAGGUUUCCCACGCUGCUCGCUGACGCACCCACUGACGCUUCUGACGAUCGCCUCGUUAGUGGUGGAGGUGGUCUCGUGGUAUACGCUUUUGGUCUUUACCCCCAGCUUGUUAGAGACUGUGGGGUCCUACAAGAUCGUCUCCUUCAUCUUUUUUCUGUGGCUGAUGCCGCUGGGAUUUCUCGUAUCCCUGGAGGUGGAGCCGGUAGAACUCCCCAGCAGCAGCUUCAGCGCAUCGUCGCUGCGCCACACCGACAUUGCUGCAAGUGGGCGGAAGAGGAUGAUGUUUGGGAUGGUGCGGGAGUGGUUUGCGCUGGCGACGGAUUAG
Messenger RNA from Trypanosoma rangeli, 639 nucleotides. RefSeq lists its product as uncharacterized. Lineage: Eukaryota; Euglenozoa; Kinetoplastea; Trypanosomatida; Trypanosomatidae. The coding region runs from base 1 to 639 and encodes 212 amino acids. Gene Ontology annotation, biological process: endoplasmic reticulum to Golgi vesicle-mediated transport. Gene Ontology annotation, cellular component: COPII-coated ER to Golgi transport vesicle; Golgi membrane; endoplasmic reticulum membrane. The record is from RefSeq and is a predicted model, not a curated record. The transcript has a single exon. Gene Ontology annotation, molecular function: COPII receptor activity.